Molecule: messenger RNA, 4920 nt
Organism: Neocloeon triangulifer
Lineage: Eukaryota; Metazoa; Arthropoda; Insecta; Ephemeroptera; Baetidae
Product: tyrosine-protein phosphatase 69D-like
Exons: 27
Coding region: 51-4046 (1331 amino acids)
Biological process (GO): protein dephosphorylation
Molecular function (GO): protein binding; protein tyrosine phosphatase activity
Source: RefSeq, a predicted model, not a curated record
UUAAAUGCAUUUGUGAGCAUUGGAACAGUAGACAUGGCCCAACGCAAAUCAUGAGAGGACUAUUUCUCUUAAUUUGCGUGCUGCUGCCAGCAGUGCAAGGAAAUCUGCUGUUUUUAAAAAAUCUACAGACAAAUAAUGUGACGGGGUGCUAUACUUCUGAUACGUCGGCACAGUAUACGGUUGCAUUUCUUAGAGAAGUAGGAAAACCUCAAUCAGGAAAAGAUUAUUUUUUACCAACAGAAGAAAAAGUAGUCUCGUUUAUUGAAAAUGGUUUAGACAAAAAAUAUAGCGAUUGCAUAUUGCCUUCAAAAUGCAGUGCGUGGACGACGAGCGGGUUUAAAAAUAAAUCAAAUUUGGAAAACUGGAAUGACGAAUAUGGACCGAUCCUGGACGAACGUUGGAAUUCGCUUCCUGAAACUGUAUCCAGCACAAACUUUAAUUUUGGCAAAACAGCGCACAUGGAAAGGCGGGGAAAAAAAGGAAGGUUUCAUUUUUCAGCCCUCGCAAAGGAAAGCGUCCAAGUUCUGUUGACAGCCCACGAGGAUUGGCAAAAUAAAUCAGGUUUUUACAACGCAUUUGACGGAUUCAAAAGCAAUGCAUCGAAAAUUAGGUACUAUCCGAGAAUACCAGACACAAAUUAUACAUACGCCUUGGGAAUAAAUGAUGUACUCGACGAUACAAUUGUGAAAACUAACACUCCAAUUUUCAACUCUGGCAACAACUGGGCAACGUUCACGGUUGACUUUGAAGUGGAUGACAACAUAACUAAAUUACUUAAAUUUUCUGUCGAUGAUUGGUCGCUUCAGUUCAACUCGUCAAAAUAUCCAAAUGUCGCGGCGGAGACAUUUAAAUAUUAUAUAUUUUCAGCACACAACUUUUAUAGAAGUUAUUUUCGAGUCCACAAAUAUUGGGUUCUGGAAUCUGAGAACAAUAGCAAAGCUCGAAUGACUUCGAAAGUUGAGUUGAAUGAGAUUGCGACUAUCUGCAUGGACAUCAUUGCGUUAAUUAAGGAAAAUGGAAAAUUUUCCGUCCAAGCAAAAUCACGAGGAUUUGAAAAAAACUCUCAAGUUUCUCUUAUGGAGAAAAAUGUUUGGAAAAAAGAGAGAGUCGAAUUUGAGAACAUUCCCAGAGGUAAAUAUGAUAUCACCGUGGAAGGAAACAAUUUUGUGAUCGGACAAAUCAAAUUUUGCGGCAGCAGCAAAUCUGACGGAUAUUUCAUAACAACAAAUACAAAUUUAUCACGGACGUGUAAUUCUCUCGACCCAAGCAAGAAAGGCCAAUUGCCUGCAGAGAGCAAAAAUAACAAUUACAUCGAAAAACUGCCUACUUUCAAUGUCACCGACCACGCAAGGGAAAUUAUCUGCAAGGAACUUGGCAAUCCCGAGUGUGAAAAUAUCCGGGCCUGCGAUGUGAGCGGCUGCUUUUGCUUCUCUGGUUACAGUGGAUCAAUUUGCACACAAAGAUGCACCGAUGGAAAGUUCGGGCCAAACUGUAAAACUUCAGUAGAUUCAAGACAGAAUUGCGCAGGGAAUGGGACGCAUGGUAAUUACAGCGUCCACACGGGGAAAUGUUUUUCGUGUGCUGAAGGAUUUAGAGCACCUGACUGCGUCGAUGGUAUUAUCGUUUACCCUAAUUUUCCAACGGUCACGUCAAUUGGGAAAAUAACGACGGUUAAUUUUUCUUUGGCAUGGGAGGACAAAAAUGUGAAAAAAUAUUUCCAUCGCGGCUUGGUGCAGUUUAGAGAGAAGAAAAGUGAUCAAACAUGGGACAACUAUACAUUUGAAAAGACGUCUCUUAUUUUAAAUGUAACAAAUUUGAAUUUUAACACCACUUAUGAUGUUCGGAUCGUCUUGAUAGAGAGAAACGGCGAAUCCCAUGAAAAAGGAGCUAAAAUUGGCAAUUUUUCAACUCCAAAAUGCUUGCCGAUCAAUUUCGCUGAAUCAGCAGUCUUUGAAAAUGGAUCGUGGAGAUUGACAGGAGACGAAAACUUGUGUAAAAAUUUUGAUUGCAAGCUGCAAUACUCGGAGAAAAAUGUUUCUUGCAAUGAAACAGACAAAAGAAAAAAUUUUACCAUAUUUUUAAAAGCAGAAGAUGGCAGUUCUUUCACUAAAUAUUUUUCAAGCCAAAGUUCAGAAGAAAAUCAAAUUCCAAUUACUUAUAUUCUAAUUGUAGUCGUUUUUGUGGUUGUCUUGAUUUUGGCUGUCAUUUUCCUUGCAAAGUUCCUAUUACGUAAAAUUAAUACAGCACAAGAAGAAGAACCAGAAUAUGCAAUUCCACUCGAAAUAAUGGACAGUAAAAGCACGGGCACGAAGGAAUUAAAACAUAAUCUAGAUGAAAAUCAUGAAAAGGUUUUGAUUGAAAAUUAUCAAGAAUAUUUUUCAACUUCAAUAAAAUCCGGACUACUUUCUGAACAAUUUUGGGCAUUAAUUCAGGGUAAAACAAAGUCCGUCAAUGUUGGUUCGUCUAAAGAAAACAGAAAGAAGAAUCGCGAUGGAGUUUGCCCAGCCUAUGACGAGACAAGAAUUUGUUUAAAAUCGAAAGACGUUGCAGGAAAAAAUUCCAACGACUACAUUAAUGCCAAUUACGUGAAGGCAUGUGGCAAUAAAUAUGUUGCUACUCAAGGACCCAUCAAGUCCACUGUUAAAGAUUUCUGGAGAAUGGUUUGGCAGGAGCAAGCGUCAUUGAUUGUGAUGUUAGUCAACGUAAAGGGAAAUUGGGAGGCGAAUUGUGCAAAGUACUGGCCUGACAAAUGCCAAGUGAUCAAUGUGGGAAGUUUGGAAAUUCGCAACGUCGAGGAAGACGUCUCGCUGGACUUUGUGAAACGAACACUGAGUGUUACAAAUGGGUCGAUAAAUCGAAAAAUCACACAAAUGCAUUUCACGGCAUGGCCUGAUCAUGGAAUUCCAUUUGGACCCCACACAACAGCUGAAUUCGUUGAAAAUAUUUUGAAAAUGGUCAUUUUCAGACCUUUGAUAGUUCAUUGCAGUUCUGGAGAGGGUCGAACAGGCGCAUUCAUUUUGAUUGACGCGUGCCUGCGAAUGGCGAAAAGUGAGGGUCACUUGAACCCUUAUGGCGUAUUCAAGGAGAUCAGACGACACAGAGCUAAUCUGGUUGAAAAUGAGCAACAGUACAUGUUUGCUCAUUUUGUAAUUCAUGAAGCUCUCUGCGUGCCUAAAUUCGGGGUGCCAUGCAAAACUGCAAAGACGGAUAUCAGUAAAUUGAUGGGAAAUGAUCAAGAAUUAUUGAUGAGCCAGCUGAAACAGUUGAAUGAAGUUUGUGCAAAAGAUUGGAGCAGAGUGGAAAUCAGAGACAGUGAUUGUCUUCAGGAGAAAUGCAGGAAGCCGGAGCUUCAGGCUUUGCCUAUGAGGUACGUCAGGUUGGUAACAGAGACCAUGAUUUGCAACAAGAAUCCUUUUAUCAACGCUGUUUACGUCGAUGGAUUCAAGCGAAAAAAUGCAUUCAUAGCCACACAGGUCCCAUUGAGUGACACAGUCAGCGAUUUCUGGCUGAUGGUUUACCAGCAAAAGGUCAAAAGCGUGAUAUUGCUUAAUGAGGCGGAGACAAACGAGCCAAUAUUUAUGCCACGCAAAAAAAGCAGUCCGUUGACAGGUGAAGGACUCGCAAUAUGUCUCCAAGGAAAAUCUGUGAGCAACAAUUACCAAGUUUUCACGGUUGACAUUGAAAAGGAAAACGACAGCUGGGUCGUUGACGUUGUGCGUUUCACUGGGUGGCCGGCCAAUUUAUUGACGAUUCCAAAGCCGAGUAAACUUAUACAGCUGUGGGAGGAUGUUGAACGCAACCACGCUGGAGAAGCGCCCAUAGUUUUGAUGUGCCACGAUGGAGUUACGGCUUGCGGGGCGUUUCUAGCACUUGGUCUUGUCAUAGAAAAAAUUAAGCUAGAGCACGAGAUAGAUGUGGCCUCAGCAGUGCGAGCUGUGAGAAAUGUUCGGCCCGGCUUUGUCUCAGAAAAGGAGCAAUACGAGUUGCUUUACAGAUGCGCUUUGGAGUUCAUCUCUGAUUUUGCGACUUACAAAAAUUUUUAUUGAUGUGUCUUAAUUAAAAAUUUAUUUUUAAGGCUAUAUGGUUAGAAAAAAUUAUAAAUCAUAAACUUCGUUGUGUGCAUCAAAAUUAAAUAAAUUAAUUUAUAAUUGUAUUACUUAAAAUAACUUAAAACAUGGUUAAUGUUUAAAGCCAAUUCAGUAUCAUUCUUAUAAGAGUUGUUAGUAGUGUGGCUAAUAUGCAUAACAAUUAUUUGAAUAUGUUUAAUCAAAUUGAUUAACAUUUUGUUCUUUAAAUAUAAAUCUAUCCAAUCAAAAUAUUCAAAAGUGUUACUUUAUUAUUAAUAAUUUUCCAGAAAAUUUGAAUGAGUUUGGGGCAAAGUUGCCCUCCGUCUGAAUGUAAACAAACCUCUUAAAUUUGAUACCAAAAAAUUAUUGCGCAUUUUUGGUGUAAACACAUAUUUUUUAACACCUGUAAUAAAAACUUUAGAUUUUGAAUGUGAAAAACUUUUGGUUGCAAUUAAACAUUAAACACCUCGCUCACUACGGCUCACUAUAAAUCCUCUGCGUCCCUUUUGAUGUUGAUCAAUUUGCUGAUCAAAGGGCCUGCAAAUUAAAACGCUUAGCUGCCGCCGCCUCCUGUGUACUCGCAAUGUUUUGAUCGAUUGGCCUGCUAAAGUGACGAACGCGUUUCAAAGAGCUGCCAGAGGAUAUCGACAAGUCCGUUGGGGAUAUUUUUACAGCGCCAAAUUGGCUUCUCCCACACAGCAAAUUUUGAAAGGAGAAAAGCAAGCACCGAAAAUUGCCCUGAAUGAAGUGAUCGGCCGCGGCUGCUUAAAUGCCAUCGAUUUGGCGCUUAACACGUACCGGGCCCAGAGCCAAUUAGUCAGAAAGUUUCGUUUGUGGGAAAGGCGGACGCCAA